GGCUCCAGAUCAGAUCCCAAACGCGUCCAUGAUCUCAGCGUCCCGUGGAAUGUGGCGGUUCGAUGUCACGUUCGGCAUCUUUGGACAGAAACGGGUGUGACUCCUCUGACCGGACCAGCGCCAGCGUCGCGACGCCAGUCUUUGAGCCGAGCAAAUACCCAGAUGGGGAGUGCAACUCUGGCCAGCUGACCCAUCCCGACUCUUCGUGUGUGCGAAGAGCGUGCCGCCUGCGCAAGCAUACACGUCAGAAGAUCAAACAGCGGGUCUUGCGGCUGUUGGGUCAGCGUUCUGCCCAAGCACGCGAAGAAUUGCAAGCCCAAGCAGUUAGGAGUUCCUAUGCCCGCCAUUUGGUUGACCGCCACGAGAGAAGAGUCGUGGCCCCACCUGCCGCCGAGAUUGACAAGAAAAAGGUGUUGGCUGAGAUUAAGGCGGUCUGGAAACUCAGGACGGUCAGCCGGCUUGCUACGGGGUCCCCAGGCUGGAGUCGUGGCCUACAUACAACGAGUGGUCGAGGGCGCGGAACCGCCGGCGGCGGCUGGCGGAGCGCCUUUGCCACCUCCGGCAGCGCCUGAGCGCUUGAUGUUUUGGCUUUGAUCCCGAGAUCGGGCCACAGGACAUCGAUGUUUGUGGAUAGAUUCUCAUAGAUGUUUGUGUGCUACUUGGCAAUGCCCAGUCAAACUUGGUGUCCAAAAUGUGGACCAUCAACAGGAAUUGUUGACGAUCCCGCAGAUGGAUCUUUUUCCUCAUCAAAUCUGGAGGUAUGUACUCCCAGAUGGACUCUACUGGCCUGGAAUGGCCACCCGUGUUGGCACUGAAACUGUCCUUGCGUG
Durusdinium trenchii is the source of this 830-nucleotide messenger RNA. The record is from the annotation of a GenBank genome assembly. Lineage: Eukaryota; Dinophyceae; Suessiales; Symbiodiniaceae.